Laccaria bicolor S238N-H82 is the source of this 954-nucleotide messenger RNA. RefSeq lists its product as uncharacterized. The transcript has 4 exons. NCBI's taxonomy places the organism in Eukaryota, Fungi, Basidiomycota, Agaricomycetes, Agaricales, Hydnangiaceae. The record is from RefSeq and is a predicted model, not a curated record. The coding region runs from base 1 to 954 and encodes 317 amino acids.
AUGGAACCAUGGCACAGUUACCACUUCUGCAUAAUUGACGGUGCCAGUGACCCCUUCUGUUAUUUGAAGUUGCAGAUUCUGCAUCAGAAGUCUCAUGGAUUGGAUGAGCAGACCGCUGCUUUAACGCUAGCCAAGGACCAGAUCACUGCGAAUGAGGUGAAGUCUGCCGUAUCUCAUGAUACUUCAGUGAUUGUUGAUAUACUUCGACCUCAGGCCGGCGUUCAAGAGAUCGUUCACAACCUCAGGACGGAACUCGCCGUUGCCCAUGAGCAGAAACUCGCGCUUGAGCGUGAGACCGCGAACCUCAAAGCCUCCUUCAAUCAACUUACUCGGGAAUCCGCCGCCUCGCUGGCAGCUGCUCAAGUGGACUUUGAGAAGAAGUUGAACAGGCAGGAGAAGGCUAACGAGCGACUUGUUUCGGCGCAAGAAAAACGCGCCGUUGCCGCUGAGAAGGCGGCCACGCUGGCGGAGAAUGACGCUAAAGAAGCAAGAGCGGCGAGGGAGGAACUUGCUGGUAGGCUGGCUUUGGCGGAGAUGUCUGUGAUUGCGAUUGCUGAGGAUGGCGAGGCUGCGGCGACGAGGGAGUCUGGGCAGAUGAAGGUCAUGAAAGCCCGAGCUGAGGAGUUGGAGGCAAGGGUGGGCGAAAUGACGAAGCAUGCGGAAACGCUUUUGAGUCGGUACCAUGAUGGGAACUUGACCGACUCAGAAAAGGACCUGGGAACCAUGUUAUUCUUCAAACGCAAACGAGUUACGAACAGGACGUCGUUGCUAAGGAUAAUGAGCUUCGAAAAGUUAAUGUCAUCAUAUACGGCCACAGGAGUUCAGAAUCCGGCUGUCGUUACGGCGCUUAUCAUGCCGUCCCCGCAGGAAGAAGUUUCGGUUUCGACUUCCCCAGCUGUUCAGAGGAAGGCCUCCGAUGGGCCUGUCAAGACUCGCCAGAAGAAGCGCAAGUAG